This is a messenger RNA of Talaromyces stipitatus ATCC 10500, 913 nucleotides long. RefSeq lists its product as uncharacterized. The transcript is spliced from 4 exons. The record is from RefSeq and is a predicted model, not a curated record. Lineage: Eukaryota; Fungi; Ascomycota; Eurotiomycetes; Eurotiales; Trichocomaceae. Bases 89 to 913 code for a protein of 274 amino acids.
GAUCCUUUUCCUAGGAUAUUGUAUAACUGCAAUUUUUCUGUCCAGACAUGGCGGAGGAAACUAUCAGUGGGAGAUUUCUAAGUCGGAAAUGGUGGAAUUCAUGAGGAUCUCAUACAUUGCAACGCUCUUCUAUGCUCCCAUGGCAUUAUUCGUCAAAGUCGCUUUACUGACCCUCCUGGCGCGGGUCUUCAAACCAUAUCGGAAAUGGGUGUUAGCCAUAAACAUCAUCCUGGGAAUUGUGUUAGCAUACUACAUUCCAGCCUUCAUCAUCAAAAUCCGUAUUUGCAAUCCCAUCUCUUCCUACUGGUAUGGCACAGACAGGGGUGGCUCAUGUCUGGAUCAAGGAAGGGUCAUCCUUGCCGACUCCGUCAUGAGUGUUGUAACGGAUCUUGCAAUUCUCAUCCUCCCGCUGCCAUUAACGUGGUCUCUUCAUAUGCCGUUGGAGAAAAAAUUGAAGGUUGUUGGGCUUUUGAGUGCCGGUGGGCUUGCGACCGGGUUUAGUUUGUAUCGGUUGGUUAUGAUUGUGCAGGACGGACAGUCCUCAGAUCAGACAAUGGUCUUCACUCGGGUUGUGCUGACCGGAAAUGCUGAAGGUGCGGUUGCCUUGAUAUGCGCUUGUCUUCCAGCAUUGAACAUUCUCGUCAGCCAAAUCCCCAAGAGUUCCAAUGCGUCGAACAGCCAAGGAUUCCAGUUCAGCAAAAUCCGGCGGUCUAGAAACGAUACCACUAGAAAAGAUCACGAAGAUCAUGAAGAUGGGUCAGGGUUUUGUUCUGAUGAGAGGACAUUGAUAUCCAAUAUUGAUGCUUCUCGGAGUCUACCCGAUUCAAUAGAUGCUGACGGCCACAUGGGAACCGGCAUGGGUAUAAUGAAAAGUGUGGCUGUUUCUCAGUCCGUGGUGGUUGAUAAACGAUGA